AUGCCCCCCAGACCCGGCACAGAAACAGCAACCACAGACCCGCUCUCUUCUCCCCAACAACACGCCCACGAAGAGCCCCUCCCUUCACUCCCCUCUCUCCUUACGAACCAAACAUCCCAGCCCGAGCCUUCUUCUCAGCCCUCUCAUCCCCAUGGAGAAACGAGUCAUGAGAAUCAGAAUGGAGGGCAGAGGAGGAGCUUUACAGUGAAUAGACAGUCGCAUGCGAAUGGACACGGCGGAGGGCCGUCUGCGAUCGGCUCGACGACGGUCGCUAACGGGCCCGGCGGUGAUGGUACCGGCGUUGCGGCGUUUGGUGUAGGGGUGGAUGACUGGGAGCAAGAGUACGAGAGGCAGAAGAAUAGGGGGUGGGAUGAGAAGCUGGAGAAGGAUCUGGAAGGAUGGCGCGGGGGACAUGGCAAACCGCGCUCGGCAUACCCACGUCAAGCACUCCCUCCAAUGUCUUACUACCAUACCCCUGUAACAGGUGUCAUCGGGCAACACCUACCGAAGGAGAUGGUCAGAAUAGAACGGGACUGGACGGAUGGUGAAGUCUGUCAAUUCGAAACCGUAUUCCCCAUCGAGCUCGACAACCGUAUAUCACCCCAAGCCCUCUCAUCCUUCAUCAACACCCUCAAUGCCCAGCUCCAAGAAGCGUACAAACCAUGGCCUAAUGCGCUGGAUAACUUGAUUGGGAUAGCGAGUUUGUGGACGAGUCUUUGGUGGAGACAGAGUCAUUUCGAGAAGGUCUUGCAAGCGCUGGAAAAGUAUAUCGAAAACGCUAAUCACGAUACGUUCAACCCUGCUGGUCUCAACGUCCUCUCUCCUCGGGAUGUUGCAUUGCAAUUCCUCGAGAUAGAGUACUACUAG
This is a messenger RNA of Cryptococcus amylolentus CBS 6039, 867 nucleotides long. RefSeq lists its product as hypothetical. Gene Ontology annotation, cellular component: endoplasmic reticulum palmitoyltransferase complex; extrinsic component of endoplasmic reticulum membrane. The record is from RefSeq and is a predicted model, not a curated record. NCBI's taxonomy places the organism in Eukaryota, Fungi, Basidiomycota, Tremellomycetes, Tremellales, Cryptococcaceae. Bases 1 to 867 code for a protein of 288 amino acids. The transcript is spliced from 5 exons. Gene Ontology annotation, biological process: peptidyl-L-cysteine S-palmitoylation; protein targeting to membrane.